This is a messenger RNA of Oncorhynchus gorbuscha (pink salmon), 947 nucleotides long. RefSeq lists its product as uncharacterized. The transcript has a single exon. The annotation marks the transcript as partial. NCBI's taxonomy places the organism in Eukaryota, Metazoa, Chordata, Actinopteri, Salmoniformes, Salmonidae. The record is from RefSeq and is a predicted model, not a curated record.
GGGUAAAUCCUAAAACUCGCGUCCUCAGCCAAACCGGUUCGGUACACAGUGGGGGGGGGGGUCACAACGUCACAACGUGUACUCACACUCUUCACACCACACCCUUCACACCACACUCUUCACACCACACCAUUCACACCACACCUUUCACACCACACCCUUCACACCACACCCUUCACACCACACCCUUCACACCACACUCUUCUCACACCACACCAUUCACACCACACCAUUCACACCACACCAUUCACACCACAUCAUUCACACCACACCCUUCCCACCACACCAUUCACACCACACCCUUCACACACCACACCCUUCACAUCACACUCUUCACACCACACCUUUCACACCAAACCCUUCACACCACACUCUUCUCACACCACAUUCACACCACACUCUUCUCACCUUUCACACCAAAUUCACACCACACCAUUCUUCACACCCACCACCAUUCACACCACACUCUUCACACCACACCUUUCACACCACCCUUCACACCACACUCUUCACACCACACCUUCACACCACACCCCUUCACACCACUCUUCUCACACCACACCAUUCACACCACACCUUCACACCACACCUUUCACCACACUCUUCUCACACCACACCAUUCACACCACACCCUUCACACCACACCUUUCACACCACACUCUUCUCACACCACCAUUCACACCACACCAUUCACACCACACCAUUCUUCAUUCACACCACACCCUUCACAUCAUUCACACUCUUCUCACACCACACCCUUCACACCACAACUCUUCUCACACCACACCCUUCACACCACACUCUUCUCACACACCCUUCACACCACUCUUUCACACCACACCAUUCACACACACCUUUCCCUCUUCACUCUUUCUCACCUUUGUCUCCUUGUCUCCUUUAUGCAGGCCACUUCCUCUUUUAUCCCCAAACACACCCUGGCUCAUUGA